AUUUAGAGGAAAUGUCACAAUUCCUCUCCAACAAGUCACCUCAGAGUCACACCUCACACCUCACAACACGUCUUGUCCUUUCAAUUCAGUCUCUCCCUCACACAAAACACAUACGCACACAGACCUCUCUCUGCCCUAACCAACAUGGCUGCAGCAUUUCAUUUUUCCACCACCCAAAAAUCUUCAACUUCACCUUUUCUUCUCGGUGGUUUCAAACCGCACUCCUUCACCUUCCCAAUGAAAGUUUGUCUUAAACCUAAACCUGAAAAGAUGAAUCUGAAACCCAUUUCAGCCGCCUCCUCCAAUUUCCACAGCAAAAAAUUUCAAGAAAGCUUUUUCAAAACAGUUGAAAGGUCGAAGAAAGCUGUUUCUGAAAAUCCUCUCUAUCAAUCCAUGGUUGAAGAAGAAGAAAUGCUGAAACUAAAGCUACAACAGAUUAAUGAGGAAAAAAUAAAUCUAGAAGAAAAACUUCAAAACUUGAUUAUCAAAAAAGAUGAAUUCGUUAGAGAGACCCUUGUACAAACUUUUGCUGUUGCAAUAAUGAUGGGAGAGUUUGGAGGUAUGAAGAUUCGUUAUUGGAAGGGGGCAGUAACAGAUGGACUCUCCGAGACUAUCAGCAAGAUUAGAGAAAAACAAGGUAUCAUUGAAGAUGAUGAGGACGGCGGCAUAAAUAAUGACUCUCAAUAUGAUGACAUAGGUGAUGAACUUGAAGAGGACGACAUAGGUGACGAAGAGGAUGAUGAAGAGGACGACAUAGGUGACGAAGAGGAUGAUGAAGAUGAUGAUGAGUUUGAUGAUUUUAAAUGAGUUGGAUGAUGUUGUUUUAGGAUUGAACUAAGCAUUAAACUUGAAGAAACUAUGUAUUUUGUCAUUUUGUUAGACUUGUACUUCUGAGUAUUAAACUUAUUGUGGUAUUAAGUCAUGUUAGACAUUUUGUGUCGACAAUGUGUAUUUGAAUUAAUGUGUGAAGAUUUUAGUGACACUUUUGUAGUAAAUGCAAUUUGUGUUUGAUGCAA
This is a messenger RNA of Trifolium pratense (red clover), 1016 nucleotides long. Its product is annotated as probable DNA-directed RNA polymerase subunit delta. The record is from RefSeq and is a predicted model, not a curated record. The transcript has 3 exons. NCBI's taxonomy places the organism in Eukaryota, Viridiplantae, Streptophyta, Magnoliopsida, Fabales, Fabaceae. The coding region runs from base 145 to 807 and encodes 220 amino acids.